UUUCGGGCAACUAAAAGGCUUAUUUACUUGGGAAUAGUAAUGCAAUAUAUAUAAUAUUUGAUUUAUAUUUCUUUUUCAAAAUUUGAUAUAUAUUACAAAGCUUCAAUUUCAGACCUAAAGCACAUCUCAUUUGUUACGAAUCUUAUCUCUUUCUCUCUCUCUCUUUUCUCUCUCUCUUAUUUCGUCUCUCCUUUGGUAGUGAAGAUGGAUAUGUACAAAGAUGAUAGCUCCCCAUACUGUUAUUUCCAUCCAAAGGAAGAAUAUGUUGGAGUGUGUCCUCUCUGUCUGAACGAGAGGCUUCUGGUUCUAGCUUCGAAGCAGAGAUCACCAAGAACCAAACACUCUUCAUCUUCACCAAUCAUUAGCCUCCCUAAGAUAUUCACCUUGAGCUCUCUCCUCAGUCGCCUCGAUCUCCGUCACCACCGGAAAUUCCAUCCCUCUUCCGAUCUUGACGUCUCCACAAGCCAAGAAGAUUCUUUUAUAUCAAUAAAAUUUGAAAACGAUGGAAACUCGUCAUGGGAGAGGAAAACAGUGUCAAAGGCUUGUGAAGAUAACACAAACUCAACAUGUAAGAAGCAGCAAGCCCCUAUAACGAGCACUACGAGUAUCGUAGAGCACAAUAGUGCCAAGUCAUCUCUUAAGUGGCGCAAACGUAUUGGUCACCUUUUCCAUGUCAUCAAACUCAGAUCAGGAUUUCCCACCUCUUCUUGUCAUGUGGCAUCUUCCAAGGUCGAAGGAACCAAAGUGAGAAAACAUGGCUGGAUGGUGAGGACCUUAACCAGAAGAAAAUCCAGGAAAAGUAAAACUUGAGUUUUUGUUUUCAUAUAUUUAUUUAUUAAACUUAGACAAAUAUGUUGAUGCUUUUGUUUAAAGAAGAAAUAUAUGUUGAAGUUUUUUUUGUAAGUAAUGAUAACAUGGAUUGAAAAACGACUGCAAAAAUCCAUAAAUUAAAUUGUUAAAAUUUAUUAUAUUUUGUAAAAUUAGGUAUAUCACAUAUAAUGUUUUGGUUUUAAA
This is a messenger RNA of Brassica napus (rape), 1014 nucleotides long. RefSeq lists its product as uncharacterized. The coding region runs from base 205 to 810 and encodes 201 amino acids. Lineage: Eukaryota; Viridiplantae; Streptophyta; Magnoliopsida; Brassicales; Brassicaceae. The transcript has 2 exons. The record is from RefSeq and is a predicted model, not a curated record.